UCAACACACACAUACUCCUAUUCGAGAACAACCUCGCAACCAUGAAGGCAUCUUUUGCCUUUUCCAACUUAUGUGGAACGGUGUACAGGCAAGGAAAUGUGAUCUUAUACGAUGCACCAGAAGGCACAUUACUCCUUUCGCCUUGUGGCAAUCGAUUGAGCGUGUUCAAUUUGACAAACAAUACAGCCACAACACUUCCAUUCGAAAUGCGAAGACCGAUAAGAAGGAUAGCACAAAAUCCGAAACAAGGUGAUAUCAUCUUGGCAAUUGAUGAAGUUGGUCAAGCACUCUUAGUAAAUGCCCGUGCAAGAGUUGUACUGGCUCAUAUCAACUUUAAAGCACCCGUUCGUGAUGCAGCAUUUAGUCCUGAUGGAAGAUAUAUUGCUAUCACUCAUGGAAAUCGAAUUCAAGUUUGGAAAACACCAAACGCUUUAGCAAGAGAUUUUGCACCAUUUGUACUGCAUCGGAUUUAUACUGGACAUUUUGCUGACGCUCUUUGCGUUCGAUGGACAAAAGAUGGAAGAUUCUUUCUAUCUACCUCAAAAGAUAUGACCAUCCGGAUAUACUCACUUGAUCCAAUAGCGCUACCGUCAGCACCACUAGGAAGAUACAAACCCAAAUCACUCGGAGGACAUCGAGAUGCAAUCAUUGCAGCAUAUUGGAGCGACGAUGAAACCGAGAUUUACUCGGUCGGACGUGAUGGCUCUUGUUUCACAUGGAGAGACAAAGACGAAGGCGAUGACGAUGACGAAGAAGACGAAGAUAUGGAAGAAUACGACUUUGGCGAAAAGGAUGGUGCUACAGCUGAAAAAGAUAUUGCAAGCACAUCAACAGAAGCGCCUCCUGCCAUGGCAACAAGGAGAUGGGGUUUGGCAUCUCGUAAUUAUCUGAAGAAAGUUUCGUCGACCGUGGUCUGUUCAGCUUUCCAUGCGCCAACAUCUUUACUUGUCGUUGGGUUCUCGACAGGUGUGUUUGGAUUGUACACAUUGCCCAAUGUCGAAUCUUUGCACACACUCAGCAUAUCGUCCGACAAGAUCAGCUCCGUCUGUACUUCUGCUGACGGUGCUUGGCUAGGAUUCGGAUGUUCAAGAUUGGGUCAAUUGCUUGUUUGGGAAUGGGCUUCUGAAUCUUAUAUUCUCAAACAGCAAGGUCACUUUCUCGAUAUGAAUGCUCUUUGUCAUUCUCCAGACGGACAAAUUAUUGUCACUGGAGGUGAUGAUGGAAAGGUCAAGCUGUGGAAUGUUGCCAGUGGCUUUUGCAUUGCAACUUUGAGCGAACAUACUGCUCCCAUCACAGCAGUUGAAUUUGCCAAACGUGGAAAAGUUUUGUUUACUGCAAGUAUGGACGGCACGGUUCGUGCAUGGGAUUUAGUACGUUAUCGUAACUUCCGUACAUUCACAAGUCCAAGACCAGUGCAAUUUGGAUGUUUGGCAGUCGAAGCCAGUGGAGAGAUUAUUUGUGCAGGCAGUGGAUACGGUGGUGAUUCUUUUGAUAUCUUUAUGUGGAGCGUUCAAAGUGGAAGAUUAUUGGAUAUACUUAGCGGACAUGAAGGACCCGUUUCUUCGAUUGCUUUCAGUCCAACGGGAAGCGGGAUGUUGGCAAGCACAAGUUGGGAUAAAAGUUUGAAGAUCUGGGAAUGCUUCAAGGGAAAAGCUGCUGUUGAUUCAAUUACUUUGAAUGCUGAUGCACUGGCCGUUGCUUAUCGAUUCGAUGGAGCGGAGAUUUGUGUAGCCACAUUGGAUGGUCAAUUAGCCUUCUUUGAUCCUCGCGAAGGUGCGAGGCAAACGGGUGUUCUGGAAUGUCGAAGAGAUAUCUCUCCUGGUCGUAAAUUGGAUGAUAAGGUUAGCGCUCGUGCGAAUGCUGGAGGAAGUCAUUUCAAUACCUUGGCCUACAGCGCUGAUGGCAGCUGCAUUUUAGCAGGAGGCAAUAGCAACUGGGUGUGCUUAUACAAUGUCCAAGAAAAAGUUCUUCUCAAGAGAUGGCCGCUAACACAUGAUUCGACGCUGGACGGCGUCACGGAUAGGCUCGACAAUCGAAAUUUGACAGAAGAUGGAAGGCAUAUCGAUCUGGUAGACGAUUUUGCAGAAGAUGACGAAAUGACAUUUGCAGAAAGGGCAGAUAAGUCCUUGCCGGGCGGGAAGCGAACAGAUCCAACCCAAAGAACCACAAGAGCUGUUGCACGUUGCAAAUCUUUGCAAUUCAGUCCUUCAGGUAGCAUUUGGGCAGCAGCAAGUACGCAAGGAUUGUUGAUCUACAGCUUAGAAGCACGCAAUGCUGCAGGAAUGGGAGGUGGCGCAGAAGCGUUUGAUCCGAUCGAUUUGGAUAUGGACUUGACGCCUGAUAAUGUACGAUCAGCAAUGAAUGACGGACAGAGUGUGACGGCUAUCAUUGGUGCUUUGCGAUUGGGAGAUCAAACAUUGUUGGCAGAAGUGUAUGAACAUGUCAAGCCGCAAGAUAUUCCCUUGGUCGUUCAACAAAUGCCUUUAAUCCACUUGCCGGCCGUUUUACGUUUGGUCACACGAAGGAUGGCACCUUCUACCACUACAUCGAAACCAAUACAAGAAAAGGAGAAAGCUCUCAAUGGGGAAUUGGUCUCGGCCAGAACGACAACAACGGCCAGCGGAGGAUCUCCACAUGUUGAAUUUCAUCUGCUCUGGCUUGCGUCCAUUUUGGGUAUACAUGGAUCAACAUUGAGAAAGUCAGCCAAUUCGGGUAACUUUGCUCCAAUUUUGCGUUCAGCUGCAUCUGCUUUACAAGAAAUUUCUGCAAACGUGAACCGAAUGGCAGAAGAUAAUCUUCAUUUGAUGUUAUAUUUAUGGGGAGCUAUGAGAGAAUCAGGUCAGGAAAUUGAAGCAGCUUGAGAAAACCCAUUGUAUUAUACAACAUGCAAAUUUUUAUACUUGUACAGGAUAUUUUAAAG
This is a messenger RNA of Meira miltonrushii, 2920 nucleotides long. Its product is annotated as putative periodic tryptophan protein PWP2. The record is from RefSeq and is a predicted model, not a curated record. Bases 42 to 2861 code for a protein of 939 amino acids. Gene Ontology annotation, molecular function: protein binding. Gene Ontology annotation, cellular component: small-subunit processome; Pwp2p-containing subcomplex of 90S preribosome. Gene Ontology annotation, biological process: maturation of SSU-rRNA from tricistronic rRNA transcript (SSU-rRNA, 5.8S rRNA, LSU-rRNA); ribosomal small subunit assembly. NCBI's taxonomy places the organism in Eukaryota, Fungi, Basidiomycota, Exobasidiomycetes, Exobasidiales, Brachybasidiaceae. The transcript has 2 exons.